AUGGUGCUUUUACCAUCCUGUCUUGGAUCCAAGAUAAUUGAGGAAGAGCUGAGGCUGACACAGGUAGUAAUUACUCAUAUUGUCAACAUGAUCACAACAGAAGAGCAGUUCAGUCAGCAUACAAAAACUUCAGAAACCAUGGAGAGUCCAGUUGAUCACCCAGCAGGAGUGAUAGCACAUUUCCUCAUGGAGAAGCAUGGGAAUGAGGCCAAUGCCCAAGGUUAUGAGUACAAGAGAGUUUGGUUGAACAGGGCUAUUCUGUACAAGGACCUCCAAAAUCAUAAAGUCCUUGCAAUUGAAGAUGCAGCACAAGACAAGUACCAAAAAUUGAUUGACAAAUGUCAGGCUUGGUGGACUGCCAUGAGACUAUUCAAGGUUAAACAUCUCAGAACAAAGUUUGACUUGCUGGUACCAAAGGUGUUUGAAGGGAACUGUGAACAAAGCAUGGUUGAUGAUGUAGCCCAGCAGUCAAGGUCAAGUCAAAGGCCCAAGCAUCCAGUGGAUGCAAGCUUUGACAACCACCCUUUGAAGCAGCAGUGGCUCUCAACUAAUAGGAGCCCAAGUACAGAUGGGCCAGCUAUUGCUACAGAAGAGACCCAGGAGAGUAGUGCUACAGCCAAUGAUCAUGAAGCUAUGGACAUAGAUAGCCCUCAUGAUGGUAGAACAGGAAGCACCAAUGGUGAGGAUGAGGAGGGCAGUGAGCAAACAAAUGGGGGGGUUGGGGCUCAGGGUGGGAAUAAGGGUGAGGGUGAGGGCAAGGAUGGUAGCAAGGAUGUGAAUGAAGGUGAUCACCUUGAUGACAAGGACAAUGAUGAUGAUGAUGAUGAUGAUGAUGACAACAAUAACAACAACAACAACAUUGCACCAGUUGAGCUACAAAGGGGUGGGGAUAGACAACUGGGUCAAGCCCUUGCCCAAAUUACAUCAACUGCAGAGGUGAUGACAAGGGAAGAAAGCAGAGCAAUGACUGAGCUGCUGGGUCAAAUCAUGACUAGUCAUAGGGAUGGGGAUAUGGUGCACCUUGUCAAUGCAUUGGUGGCAAAAGGGAAGCAUGUACUGCUGAAGCAGAGAAAGCAGCAAGAGCACAACUUUGAAUCACCUGAUGAGGAUGAGGAAAGGGAUGCACAAGAUGAAGCAUCAAGCCCAUUGGGCAACUCAGAUGUUGAGGGAGCUGGGGAAGUUGAGGAUCAUGGCCCCCAAGGAGAAGAGGAGUUGGAGUAA
Rhizoctonia solani is the source of this 1221-nucleotide messenger RNA. RefSeq lists its product as uncharacterized. The record is from RefSeq and is a predicted model, not a curated record. NCBI's taxonomy places the organism in Eukaryota, Fungi, Basidiomycota, Agaricomycetes, Cantharellales, Ceratobasidiaceae. The transcript is spliced from 8 exons. The coding region runs from base 1 to 1221 and encodes 406 amino acids.